Messenger RNA from Hyla sarda, 5099 nucleotides. RefSeq names its product dermatan sulfate epimerase like (gene DSEL). Bases 1323 to 4943 code for a protein of 1206 amino acids. Lineage: Eukaryota; Metazoa; Chordata; Amphibia; Anura; Hylidae. The record is from RefSeq and is a predicted model, not a curated record. Gene Ontology annotation, molecular function: chondroitin-glucuronate 5-epimerase activity. The transcript has 4 exons.
CACCCACAUCCCCAUCACAUUGAAGCUUUCACCCUUUGCUGCACUCCAGAAUCCUCUAUUUAUUCCCUUUUCUUGGAUCUCGACGUCCUGUUAUGUGUAUGUGUUCCCUGGUGAAUGCUGAUUGCCUGUGCUGACGUCUCAGAGCUGGACCCUGCUGCACAGGGAUGGCAGGAUCAUCUUAAUGUGCUGAGAAGGAAUGCACACAAUCUGCUGCUGCAGUCAUACAGGGAAGCUUGCCUCUACACACUGGAAAUCUAAUUCUUACUUCCUCUCCAGACUUUUGGCUAUAGACUAUUAUUUCUGCACUGCUUGCAGCUACCGCACAUUAACAAUGCAACGCAGACCUGCAUGAUCCCAAUGCAGAGAUGAAGUUUCAUAGCUGACUCUAUUUGGCUUACAAAAGAGGAAACAAAAUAGCAUAUUGCACCCUAAUAAUGUUCAUGCCCCCCUUUUCCAUCACAUCAGCGACAACAGGGAUUCAUUAUUUCCCAAGCCGUGCCAGUCUCUGCCCUACCUUAGAAUGGUUUGUGAGUAUUCUUUUCACUGGUAAUUCAAGGAGGAGUGGAACAUUCUAAAACCUGUUUCAUUGGUUUGUGAGUAUUCUUUUCACUGGUAAUUCAAGGAGGAGUGGAUAAUGCUAAAACCUGUUUCAUUGGAUAAGCGAGCCUUACACAGCUGAAGAAAAGAAAUGGAGACAGAAAUAACUCAAAAGGCAGAUGUUAUAUUUCUGACAUUAUCUCCACGUCAAAAAUCUAAAGGACAAACAGCAAAGAAGAACAAUAUUUAGCAAAUCUAACAAGGCAAAUCCAUAAAAAAAAAGAAAGCUUUUCUUCAAAGUGUCAGGCUUUUUAAUUGCUGACAGCUAAAAAAAAAAAAAAAUGAAGUAAUGGCACAAAACCCCAUCACCUAUGCUUUUUGGCAGUCACUCAAGACAUGACUCAAAACACGGAGCAAAUGUGGCAGUUGUGCUCAAUAGUUAUUUAAGUGAGAAAGUAUGUAUAUACUUCACAAAGACUCAGUAUGCUACUAUUGUACUGUUCCCGCUUAUAGCAAAGUAUCCAUAGCAAUCACUGACUUUCUAAAAUCUAUAACUUGCACCACAUAUAUGUCUUAUUGUGUUCUAGUAUUAUAAGCAUAGUCAUUACACUCAAUGGAAAGCUAUUAAAUAGAAGUCAUCAUUUGUAUCAAACAUAUUCUGAAUGUACAAAGUCUCUGAUAUGCAUUUGCCAAUAUAUUUUAGAAGUGAGAAUUCAAAUAUCCAAAGACUUCAAAGGUUAGAAGACAGAAAAAAGAUGUAUCAUUGACUUACAGCCAAAUGGAACAUGGCUCCGAAUGUUGUAGGACAGUCUUUAUUUGCAGUAUUUUUUAUUUUUCUGUCACCUGUCAGUUGUAGCAAUUAUACAGAUGACUGGAUGGCACUUAAAGGAGAUAUCACUCCAUAUAACAGACUAUUUCAUGUUACUACUAGUUUCAAGCAGAAAAGCAAUCCUUCACAUCCAAGACUAUUUUUUGAUGGUGCAGAUGUUCAAGGACUGAGGCAGAAGUCUCACACCACUCAUCUCCAUUUAUUUAGAACGAUUAGAAAUGCAGUUAACAAAAUGCUGGCUAAUCCAUCUUACUUCUUGCCCCCUCUAAAGCACGCUGACUUUGCAGCUAAGUGGAAUGAGAUUUAUGGGAACAAUUUGCCUCCAUUGGCUCUAUAUUGCUUGUUGUUUCCAGAUGAUAAAACUGCAUUCACUUUUGCACUGGAAUAUAUGGACAGAAUGGUAAAUUACGAAGACUGGCUGGUUCAAAACGCACCGGGUGAUGAGGUACCAGUUGCACACUCUUUGACAGGCUUUGCCACAGCUUUUGACUUUUUAUAUCGCUUUCUUGACAGUGAUAGAAGACAAAAGUAUUUGGGGAAAAUUGAAACCAUAAGUGAUGAAAUGUAUGAAUGUUCCAAAGUUCGUUCAUGGGGAAAACAAUUCCUUCACAAUCACCAAACCACAAAUAUGCUUGCACUGCUUACAGGAGCAAUAGUUGUGGAAGAGCACCGAUCAAAACAAGCUAAUAUAUGGAAACAAACUGUUGUAGACGUGAUGGAAAAAACAAUGUUCCUCCUGAAUCAUGUUGUUGAUGGAUCUCUGGAUGAAGGGGUUGCUUAUGGUAGCUAUACUGCGAAAUCAAUUACCCAAUAUGUUUUCUUAGCAAAAAGGCAUUUUGGUAUGAAUCAUUUUGACAACAACUGGCUGAGAAUGCACUAUUGGUUUUAUUAUUCUACCUUGUUGCCUGGUUUUCAGAGAACAGUUGGAAUAGCAGAUUCUAAUUACAAUUGGUUUUACGGACCAGAAAGCCAGUUGGUGUUUCUGGAUUCAUUCAUUUUAAAGAAUGGAGCUGGAAACUGGUUGGCCAGUCAAAUCAGAAAACACAGACCAAAAGAUGGACCAAUGGUACAAUCCACAGCACAAAGGUGGAGCACACUUCACACAGAGUAUUUGUGGUAUAAUCCCGAAUUGACCCCUCAUCCUCCAGUUGAUCAUGGCACACCAAAAAUGCAUGUGUUUCCUAACUGGGGAGUAGUAACAUAUGGCGCUGGCUUGCCCAAUACUCAAAUAAAUACAUUUGUUUCAUUUAAGUCUGGAAAGCUUGGUGGUCGGGCUGUGUAUGACAUUGUUCACUUUCAGCCAUACUCCUGGAUAGAUGGGUGGAGAAGUUUCAAUCCAGGUCAUGAACAUCCUGAUCAAAAUUCUUUCACAUUUGCUCCUAAUGGACAAGUUUUUGUUUCGGAGGCACUCUAUGGACCAAAACUAAGUCAUUUAAACAAUAUCUUAGUUUUUGCUCCUUCUCCAACAAGUCAGUGCAAUAAACCAUGGGAAGGCCAGCUUGGGGAAUGCUCACAGUGGCUAAAAUGGACAGCAAACGGAUCUGGAGAUGCAGCUGGUGAGGUUAUUACAGCAAGUCAACAAGGGGAGACAAUGUUUAUAAGUGGUGAAGCAGUGUCUUCCUACUCAUCUUCCAUGAAACUAAAAAGUGUUUACCGUUGCUUGCUGCUUUUAAAUCACCAGACUCUGCUUGUAGUCGACCACAUUGAAAAGCAUGAAGAUUCUCCUCUGUCCUUAGUCAGUGCCUUUUUUCAUAAUUUAGAUAUCGAUUUUAAGUAUGUUCCAUUUAGGUUUCUUAAUAAAUUUAAUGGUGCUAUGAUGGAUAUAUGGGAUGCACAUUACAAAAUGAUUUGGAUAGACCAAAAUGGUAAUAGUCCUGUAGGUAAUAUCCAAGAAGCUGAGCAAACAGCAGAAUUCAAAAAGCGUUGGACACAAUUUGUAAAUGUCACCUUUCAGCUGAACCAAAAAAUGUCAAGGAUUGCUUACGUAUUUAAUGGACCAUAUGUUAAUGUGUCAGAUCUGAAGUUCCUAGAAAGUAACAACCAUGGUGUCAAAAUAUCUGUUAAAGUUAACAAUACAGAAAAUAUAGUGUCUAUAGUAACAGACUAUAAUGAUCUUCAGGUCAGAUUCAACUUUCUUGGCUUUGGAGGCUAUGCAAAGUUAGAAGACCUGAGCAAAGUAGUUCGAUUUGGCUUGGGCACUGAGCAUAUUAAAAAAGCCACUAAAUUUAUUAGUAUGAAUGCAUUUCACUUUGGGCUAAAAGUCAAUUUGGUAAUAGGAUUAAUAUUGUGUGCAGGCUUGGGAAUUUUAGCAUUUCAUUGGAGAUUCUAUAUUCCUUUUAGUAAGUUAAUGCGCUGGAUCCUAGUAUUGAUUAUAACCCUGUGGGUUUUUGAAUUAGUAGAUGUAUGGACAGCAUGUACCCAACCCAUUUGUACAAAGUGGAGUAGUGAGGGAGCGGACACAGAAAGUAUUAAGAAAAGCGAAGUUCAUUCUGAUCCACCUAUUGUAGUAAUCACAUCUCUGCCAGGUUCGGGAGCAGACAUUUUAAAGCAACUCUUUUACAACACUUCAGAUUUUGUUUAUAUCAAGGUCCCUACAGUUUAUAUUGACAUUCCAGAAGCAGAAUACAAAAUUGAUUCAUUUGUGGAUCCAUGUGAAUGGACGAGCUCUGAUGCUGUGGAUGGACGUUUUCAGCUUAUUCAAGGUUGGCUUCAAUCAUUGCUUCAGAACACAAAACUUCAUUUACAAAAUAUUGAUUUACAAGAACCCAUGAAGCCUAGACUUUUUCACCAUUUAACAGUUAGCAAGGAUAAAAAAAGACGUUAUAGGAGACGAGACCCAUUUUCUGAACAAAGAACUAGAUACAAAGGAUAUUAUGACAGGGACGCUGACUAUGUUAGACAACUUCGCAAUCAUUUAGCACUGUUUCCCAAAGCUCAGCCAGUGCUCGGCUUUAGCAGUGGUAGCUGGACUUUAAAGCUUCCAUUCAUUGAAAAAAUGAUCGGACCUCAGUUAAGAGCAUUAUUUAUUGUACGAGAUCCACGUGCUUGGGUUUAUUCAAUGUUGUAUAAAAGCAGUCCAAGUUUGUUCUCCAUGAGGAAUGUUGAUCAGCGUCUAUCAACAAUGUUCAGAGAUGAAGAAAAGCAGAAAUGUAGGUCAAAUGCCGGCUAUGCUCCGGAAUAUGAUUCAUUAAAAGAAGAGCUUGCUAAUCCUAAAUCACAUGCCCUAACAAAACUUUCCCAUGUAUGGCUUGCCAAUACUGCAGCAGCUAUCAGAAUAAAUAAUGAUUUAGUAUCCAAAAGUUACCUUUUGAUUAAAUUUGAGGACAUUGUAAACUUCCCAGAAGAAACAACUCAGAGAAUAUAUACCUUUUUCGGCAUUCCUCUUUCUCCUGCAAGUUUAAAUCAAAUAAUGUUUGCGAGUAACACUAAUUUAUUUUACCUCCCCCAUGAAGGGGAAAUUUCACAAGCAAAUAUAAACACAUGGAAGUUUAAUAUGCCUAAAGAAGAUAUUGUCCUGAUUGAAGACAUAUGCUGGACACAAAUGGAUAAACUUGGGUAUGCAAGAUUUAGAGACUAACUUGAGACUAAGCCAAAUAUUAUCAUUAUGAGUACUGAUUUUAAGAACAAUAGUCCCUAUAUGCUGCGGGUCAGCAAUCAUUUGCACUAGAUACUGUAUCACAAUAUUCCUUAGGAUCCACAAUCGGAAUAAAUAAAUAUAUUGUUUAUUCUUGUA